This is a messenger RNA of Mesocestoides corti, 4029 nucleotides long. NCBI's taxonomy places the organism in Eukaryota, Metazoa, Platyhelminthes, Cestoda, Cyclophyllidea, Mesocestoididae. The record is from the annotation of a GenBank genome assembly.
AUGGCUGAAGAUGUUAAUGUUGUGAGAAACCGAAGUAUACCAAAGACCUAUGCACCAUUGCACUUGCCGCACUCAUUGAGUUACAACCUGCAGCUUACGUACCGAGACGGCAAGCUUUCAAAUGUUCCUGUUAGCUUGCUCGUGGAAGGUGAUGUCAUCAAUUUGCGUCCAGGACAGACGGUUGUUUGCGACUGUACCCUAAUGACUGAGGCCAAUGACGAGGAUUUGAUCAAGUAUGGCGUUGACAAGAAGGGUCUCAUAAGUUUCCCCAUUCCUACACCGGAGAAAGUUUUCUUUUUCCGUGACCGUCAAAAUCGCCGUCGUAAGACCCUGUGCAUUCGCUCAUUCGACUCCAAUGUAAAUCCGCAAUUUACCGAUCGCCAACAUCCAUCAUCGUCCAUUAGCACUGUCAGAAGCCAAGAGGAGCCCAGAAACGUGUUCUCUUUGUCGUCUUUCGAAGAUGGCAGUGGAAGACCGCGUGGCCGACGUAGUUUCCUUCAAAACGAAUUUUCUGCCCCGGAAAUCCUAAACGUUACCGCUCCAUCGGACUCCGUCUACAUGCCUCGUUUCGAGUCCCCCAGAUGGUAUCGAUUUAUCGAAUCCCUCAAACCAAUCGGUUUGGGCCUUCUCCUAAACAACUGCCAGCCCAAAACUCGUGAGCACUAUGCAGCUUUUGCAGAUCAUCUCACAUGGUUAACAUCCGCUACUCGACAGCGUUUUGCAAGAGCUGGAUGCCACAUCGGAGGCGAGGCUGUUGCGGUCGUGAAUAACCGGUGCCUUUGUGGCCUCGCCUAUCAGAUGGGCUUCCAGGACUCCGCAUUGAAGCGAUUUUCUUUCAGCGCUAGUUUGGGUAUUUAUAAGGCUAUCGAGAAGAGCGACAGCCGUUUGAUUCGUCCCACUGCAGGUACGUUUAACGGCGAGGAAUGCUUGUCCGACUUUCGACGCAGGGCUCUUCGCAUUCAAGAAGCCUACGCUACUGUGCCCAAGGACACGUCAAAGGAGCCAAUGCCUGUGCCCAACUGUUUCUCCGUCAUCAGUCGAGAAUCCACGGGCAGCGGGUACCAGGUGAUGACCCAGGGCUCAGGCGACCUCGUCACCGCCCUCUGCACGAGUUUGUGGAAUGGCCGUGAGGUCUUGCCGCUUGUCGAUGCGGAGCGCAGUAAAAUGCUCGAUUUCUACAAUCAACACGUCUCUACAAGCUACUGUCUGGCUUUCGCCUACAUGCCACUAGUUCAGUCCAUUCCGCUUGUGCAGGACAGGCGACCAGACGCGAAAUCCGCCAACCUCAAGUUCUUCCCCGUCCUAAAGCUACCGGUGAAUUUCGAGCUUCGAAGCCGGCUGAACACGCGUCCGUCGUCAGCGUCAACCUCACACGUGGAGUCGCAGUUUGAGUCCCUGGAGUCGGUACAGAAGCACCUCAGACGACGCCUGACACGAUUCACCGUCGCGCGACCCUCCUCCUCUUUCCUCUCCGCCACCAGCUCCUCCGGCCUCGGUAUUCGAAAAGGCGCUGGCGGCAAGAAGCGACGAAGGCUUCGCACGUGUCUGCGCCGGCUGGCUUUCAGCUGUGACUCUCUCCCUCAAUUUUCUCGCCAGACAACUAGAGGGGUUGCGUUUGUAUCUCACCAACCUCAUUUGGAGGCAUUUUUAACAAAAAAUUGGCGCUUCGGCGUCAAGAUCCAGACUCGUGAUUGUUUCCUUUUUAUUUGCCUUAGUUCGAACACUUUGGACGCGACUGUCCUGCAGGAUAUUUUCAGCAAGCAGAUAUUCCUCGGGAUGAUCAGCCUUCAGUACCAGGCCAUUCCUGAUAUCGUGGAGACCAUUCGCAAACUCAAUCAGGCUUGCAUCCGAUUCGUCCACUUCUCCCAAGUAGGCUUCUUGCCCUUCUUCGCGAUCUGCCUCACAACGCUUGUUUUGAUCGUUCGUGUUCGUGUCGAGUUCGUAACUUUAGUGAACCUCCUAGCACACGUCUCACGCGCUGAUCGCCAACACUUCCCUGGAACCUUUCUUUUCAACAGGAAGCGUUUUUACGACUCCUGUCUAGGACCUUUGGUCCACGUUGAAUUGCUCGAGAAGGUCCAUUCCAGGUGGACUGAAGCCUCCAACGGCUUGUAUCAUGUUGCGAAGGAAAAUCAACUGCGCAGCAGGGUGUUUGCCGAGCGUCUGGGCCUGGAGGCCGACUGGAACUGUCACAUCUCGCUAGCCAGCUCUCCCUCGUCCGCAACCACACUCCCAUUCGGCGAGAAGCUAUCCGCGCCGCGUGCGAAGUCGAGUCGCGUGAACUCCACCCCAGCGGCCAACCUGAUGCGUCGACUAGACACGAGUCUGGAAGACGAAGAUGGAUUGCCCAAGUCAUCGGCAGUCGCAGCCGCGUCCUCGACUCUGGGCGUGCCCGACUAUCCCCCUCCGCCGCAACCGUCCGCUCUUGGCGGCGACGGCGGUGGCGGCGAUGACGAUGCCAGCACUGGAAUCUGGGUGGGCUUCGACGUGGACGCCGACGCGCAGUCCCAAGACCCAGUCGACAUUCCCGCGGCAUCCAGCGCCUCGUCGUUGUCGUCCCUCGGGAAGAAGAAGCGCAAAUCGUUGACCUCGGCCUCCUCCUCAUCCUCAGCGUCCUCCACCUCCACGUCAUUCGAUGGCGGAACAGGCGAUGAGGACAACUCGGAGGUGUUUGAGAAUCAGGAUGCCCAGGAGGACGCGUAUAAUUAUGUGUUUGCCAAUAAGUCGCGACUUCCGUGUGGCAUCAAGAACAUUCGGACGCAUCUGGAGAAUGUGGACAACGUGCCGCUCAAGGUGUCGCUUUUUACCGACUGCACACCGCAAACUGUUGGCGAGAUGAUCAGCAUUUUGCAGGAGUACGGAGAGACGGUGUGUGUUGUGGGCAGUUGCCUGUCGAUCGCGAACAUCGAGCUGUUCUUUCGUGGGGACACCUCGAUCGCCCUGUUCCCACUGCUGCCUCGAGUCUGCGGUCAUGAGGUGAACUCGUCCGAAUCGUCUUCGCGGUGUGCGCAGAUGUGCAACACGGAGCGCCGUCUUCCGCGUCCAUCGGACACCGCAGAUUCGUCACUUCUCGACUUGGCCGGAAGGUUAAUAGCGCUGGGUGCGCCGCUGGUUGGUCGCGUCGAUGGAAGGAACUUUGACCUUCUCGAUCUGAUCUCACAGGCUCACGCUUCGGUUAACAACAUUCACCUCUGCAUAAUCUUCGCUCUUGCAUCCUCUUUUGCCUCUGCCUUGUUUUACUUUCUUUCAUUGGCAUUUUUGCCCGCGUUUCCUGUUACCUUUUUCUCAUCGCCAAACCAAUCACCUGUGGACCCCGUUUGGCUUCCACCGAUCCUAUUGGCUGCUGUUCGACCAAUCCCAGGCAACGUGGUCGGCUGUAUCACUCUGGGCGGUCACACUCUGUGGCUCAUCGUUAUCGUCAUCCCAGUCCUGUCGGUUAGCAUUUUCGGAAGAAACGUGGAACGCCGCAAACAACUGCGAGAACCGCCUGUCAAGAGGAACGAAAUAUUCAGUCGCGACAGAAUGCGUCGUCUGUUCUCUGUCACCCUCGCGCGUUUUCUUCCCUCGGUGAUCGUGUGCUGGGCGCUGAGCAUCAUCCAGACGUUCGCCGUCUGCCCCACACACAUUGACCACCGCCUCGUGUGCUUGCCGCCAAGUCAAGCCCACAACGAUUCGUCCUCGACUCCAAUCGUCUGGGAUUACGAGAAGGUUUUUCUUGACGUCACGAUUUCGCAGGAGUUGCCUUUCUUUCUGCUAGUCACCUACAUCGUGUUGAUAUCAUUUAGUUACGCAAAUGCUGGUCAGUGGAUCAAUCAGUGGAGGCGGAAUACGAAUAUGCCGUGGCUAAUUUCUGCUGUGCUAAUCCUACUAUCGCACUCGGUUUACCUCAUUGCUUGCUUUGCAUCAAGCGGUAAAUUGUUUCCCAUCGAUCGGCAUUGGCACCUUUUCAUCACCCUGGCUUGUGGUCUCCUUUGGUGUCCGGUUCUCCUGCUUCUCAACGAAGCCAUCAAUUGGAAGGAUCGCGUGUAA